UAUACUUUGUCUCUAGUUUUUAUUAUCUGUCGAAUAUUCCAAACUCUAUUGUUAAUUGAUCACGUGUAAAUGGUCAGUUUGUUCAUUACACAAUUUACCAAAUUAAGGUUCUGGAAUUCUCGUAUAUUAUACUAUAUAGCGGUAGCUCAUAAUUCGAAGAUUUAAUCUCCAUUGCGUCAGCGUUAAAUCCGAAUAAUAUAGUUACGUGUUUAAUUUGAAGUUAAUCAGCGCAUGGUUUUGUAUGAUUGUAAAGCAUGGCAGCACGAUGAGCCCUAAUCUCUCAAUCAAUAUGUAGCUAAGCUAAGCUACAUACGCAUGUAAUUAUGUACAUAUUCGUUGACUGUUGAAAAAUCUGUUGAUACGUUGCAGGUCUGAAAUUUUUGGUUUAUUUCUACUACAUUAGGUAUUCGUGCUCAGUUAACAUGUGUACGAAAGAAUAAUAUCGCAUCGAUAAAUUAUUUGUCGUAUAUUCUAGAUGAAAAAUGCUGUACACGAGACUCGGCAAAAUGAACUAUUUUUACUCGUUUAUCUUAUCAGCAUUUCAUUGUUAUCGAUGUUGAAAUUUUUCGUAAUAAGUAUCGCCUAUAAUGGCUGACGAACGCUGAAUACGUAGCCGUACGUGUAAUGUAAGAGUAAUUAUCCAUCUUUAUUACAGACUUUUCCCAUUAGAGGUUAGAUCAUUAAGUUUAUAUACUUCUACGUACGUGUAUUUUCCUUUCGUUGACAUCAUCAUUUUCGCGUUCUGUUUGCUUAUCGUAAUUCGUAGAUUAAACAAUUUCAUCAGAUAAAUUCAUCAUAAUGGAAACGUCUGCUGUCAAUAAUUUAUCCGAACAAUUCGACCACCUUGAAUUGGACGCGGAAAGUGACGAAUGCGCGAUGGAAAAAGAUUCGGAUGUGGGAUUUUACGAAACCUUACCCUCCUUACAGCAGAUGUCCUCGAUCGUGAUCGCAAUAAAUUUAUGGCAUCCUAUUGUGAACGACUGUAAUCACGACGAUGAUCUAUAUUUUCACUCCGAACGCGCGGUACAUUUUUUUAACGAGAAAGACGUAGCGGAGGUACUGAAAUUAGCUGACAAAUUACCGCUACCUCGAUCACUUCGUGAACUUGUAGUAAAAUGCAUAGACCCGGCCAAACAAGAGAUGAACGAAUGGUCUCGUUGUUACGCUCAAAGUGUCUUCGGUAAUAGACGCGUCGAUAGCAGGGAAGCGAUUAAACGGAAGGAUUUGAAUUUCUGUUAUUGGUUGCCGAACGGAAAAAUCGAUCACAAGAAAACCGCUUCGAAUAUGUUGUCUAAUUCCAGACUUAGCGUCGCUGAUAAGUUUGAAAUCAUGUGUAAAUAUUGCCUGGAAGACGAGUUCAGGAAAAUUGCCGCCGAAAACUCGACCGAUUUCCUAAACCAAGUUUUCAAUAAAGAUCUUUUAAAGGAGUACUGGCAUCACCAAAUAUGUAACUUGUUAUCGGAGGAGAAGAAGAAAUCGUUGGAAGCUCUGUUGAUCACUACACCCAACGUGGAUACGUGGCCAGCUUUGGAAUAUUUCUGGGAUCGUUUAAGCGUCAGUGAACAAACUUCUAAAGUUUUGGUGCUACUUAAUCGUAAACCGCAGUUUCAAAGGCAGUUGUUUUUAAAAAUGAACGACGAGCAGAGACGUUACGUCAUUUCGAAAAUACCCGUCGAUAUCGUGAGGAAUUUCUGGAAACAAGGAUCUUGCGAACUAUUCGCUUUUCUGAGUUGGAUCUACGGCGUGGAGACGAUGACUUUCGAGCAGUUCGUCGAAUUGAUGGAAGAUCUUCUCGCUAUAAGCUUACCUCAUCAUGCGAAAAGAUUAAGAUACCUGGUGAAAAUGUGGAACUGUUCGCCGACCCAUUUCAAAACACGAGCUGUGCAAUCGAUGAGUAAAAAAGUGGUAUUUUUGCAUACAGAAAUAUGUUGGACUCGAUGGGAAGAUGAUAAGUUUUUGCCUUCGAAUUUUAAUUUCUUACUGGCGUUUUUGUAUUCGGCCAGUGUAGAGUUCAGAAAAGAAAUCUUAUUCGAGAACGUAGAUAAAUUCGUGUUACGUAACGAUUCGCCGAUGAUUCACGAAUUAGUCAACCUGUGUCUUCCAAGUACCCAAGAUGUGGUAGAAUUUAGAAAUUUUUUAACGAAUUCGCUCAAAGUACAAAUCGAUUGUUACUAUUUACUCGUCGGAUCUGUCGACGAUCGCCAACGAUUAGCUAAACUAAUCUUGAAUUAUUUUCCCGAUCCGGACGCCAAAGCUGAUUUCAUUUGCACGCUUGUAUUAUCCAAACUUUGGAGCGACCUUUCGAUCGAUAAUUGGAACGAUGCGAUCAACUUUAUCGAGUCGAACCUCGAUGUAGAUUCUCACGAAGCGAAUAUUCUCAAAACACGUAUCGCGUGGUCAUUCGCGACGACUCAGAUCCAAUUUAAAUGGAGUGAAAAUCGCGUUCGCGAAUUCAUCACCUCGAUCAUCUCUAUUCUCGAUACCGAAGGGUUAAAAACAUACAAGAACAACGCCCUCGAAACAUUUCGAGCCAAGUACGAUUGGUUGAAAUUCCGCAUAGAGGAUAUCGAAGGUUUCCUAAUGUGGUGUUUCGAUCAAGAUAGCCAGCAAAUAACGCAGUUUAAAAAAUCUUUCUCGAUUGAAAAUAUUUUUCAAUAUUGCUGGAGAGAUUCGGAAGGUCAGAGAGCAACGCUCGAAGAGUUGUCUGUUUUGGAUGAAAUAUUGUUUUGGUAUUUUGAAAAUUGUGACGAUGUUAAAGCGUACAAGUUUGAAAAGAUUUGUAAUUUGUUCGAUCGCAACAACUUCAAUAUAGAUGACGAUUUUGCUAGGGAUGUUUUGCCUUGGUUUUUCGAUCGUGAUCCAGUAGAAAUUCACAAGUUCAAGGAACUUUAUAAAGAUGAUCCGAUUUCUGUAAUGAUCUGGGUGCCUGAUAGCGAGACUACAGGUAAUUAGAAAAGUCAAAAAUAAGGUGUUCAUUUUUUUAAACUGAAAUGGCGGGGAAGGUGGCUGGAAUCUCUUGAUUUAGAAUUGCAAGGAAAUUAUACGAAAAACUGAUCUUAUCACUGCCAAUGUUGAUCUAGAAUUUGCAAAAUACACAUGUCCAUAAAAUUUCAGGUAUGGAAAAAACACUUGUGAAAUUUUAGUAGCCUUAUUUUUAUUGAAAACGAGAUCUUCGUCAAUUAUCUUACUAUUGUUACAUUUUUUCCCCUGUUCGGUUCAUUUUGUUUUGUAAUAUUUUUAAUUAGUUAGGCGGAUCGAACGCCUAAAUUGUUAAUAUUUAUACCUACAGAUUGUUUUAAUUUGAGUUUUACUUUUGUUUUUAUUGUUUUUGUUUUUAAUAUCUACUGUUUCAAGUUAAAUGAGAAAAUAUUAUAGAAUUUCAGACAUUGUUAUCAAUGAAAUUCCAGAUUUGGAAAAAACUUGUGAUAUGUAUGUGUUUCAAUGCACUUAUUCGUUGUUGAAGACGAGACUUUGUUGUCUUUUUAAAAAGUUUUUUUGCGGCGCGGCGUUCAUUUUAUACAUUAUUUUUUGCUAGAACGCUCGAAUUGUCAACAUUUUUAUACAGAUUGUUUUAGUUG
Messenger RNA from Planococcus citri (citrus mealybug), 3578 nucleotides. RefSeq lists its product as uncharacterized. The record is from RefSeq and is a predicted model, not a curated record. The transcript is spliced from 2 exons. Bases 799 to 2952 code for a protein of 717 amino acids. Lineage: Eukaryota; Metazoa; Arthropoda; Insecta; Hemiptera; Pseudococcidae.